CCUCAGUCCCUCCUCUGCCGCUGCGCUGCCACGCACGCCGACGACCGGCGGUUCAGUUUCAGUUUCUUGGCCGACGUUCGCCGGUUCGGUUCGAUUCGAUCCGAUCCAAUCCCAAUCCCAUCCGAUUUAUAACGCACUAUAUAACCAAUACGAGUCGCGCUCUUUUUCGACCUUUUUUCGCGUUCUGCCAACGUUUCGCGUGUUUUUAUUGCCGCCACUGCCGUUUCUAUCCCGGUUCUCAACUGAAAUUUGCACGUUUAAAUCUCAUCGAAAAAGCGCACAAGCAAACGCCAACAAAAACAGCAAAACAGCCAGCAAAAUGUCGGAGCCGCUGUCCAUCUGUCACAAGUGCAAUGAGGUCAUCCAGCAGCGCAUCAUCACCGCUCUGGGCAAGACCUGGCAUCCGGAGCACUUCGCCUGCAAGGACUGCCAACGCCCCAUCUCCGAGGCCACCUUCAACAUCCAGGCGGAUGAGCCCGUCUGCUCCGACUGCUUCGUGAAGAUCUACUCGGGCACCUGCUUCGGAUGCAAGCAGCCCAUCCUGGAGCGCACCAUCAAGGCCAUGGAGCAGUCGUGGCACGAGGAUUGCUUCGUGUGCAACGGACCCUGCAAGAAGCCGCUGGUGGGCACCUCCUUCUACGAGCGGGAUGGACAUCCCUACUGCCGGGCGGACUUCGAACAGCUCUUCGCCGCCCGCUGCGCCGGAUGUGGAAAUCCGAUUACGGAGAACGCGAUCGUGGCCCUCAACGCCAAGUGGCAUCGGGACUGCUUCCAGUGCAAGAAGUGCCACACACCCAUCACGGCCAGUUCCUUUGCCGUGGAGGACAACAAGCCGUUGUGCACGUCCUGCUCCGGUUAGGGAACCGCUAUCUAUGUAUAUUAUCUAUUCUUAUGGUAUUUGUAGUAAUCCAAUUUGUUGAGCCAAUCGCCGAGGACGCAGCAGCAAGGUCGUGGAAAUGAAAACGGAAAAUUAGGAAAAUUCCAAUCCAAUUCGGGGUGCAGAAAUUUACAUUUUGAUGGACAGCAACACGGGAAGUGCAUUAAAUUGCAACGGGGUGGAGAUGUUGGUGGGGGGAGGGGCUUGUUAAUGCUUCAAAUAAUUUUAUUUCUCUCUCUCAUUCGCUAUCUCACUCACGCCCACGCCUCCAAGAACACCACCCACUCACCACUUGAAAAUUGUCUCGAUCGUUUCGUACUGCACAAAUAAAUGAUAAAAAUAAAUGAAAA
Messenger RNA from Drosophila erecta, 1227 nucleotides. RefSeq names its product transforming growth factor beta-1-induced transcript 1 protein. NCBI's taxonomy places the organism in Eukaryota, Metazoa, Arthropoda, Insecta, Diptera, Drosophilidae. The transcript has 5 exons. Bases 320 to 859 code for a protein of 179 amino acids. Gene Ontology annotation, cellular component: nucleus; Z disc. Gene Ontology annotation, molecular function: transcription coregulator activity. The record is from RefSeq and is a predicted model, not a curated record.